Molecule: messenger RNA, 417 nt
Organism: Caenorhabditis angaria
Lineage: Eukaryota; Metazoa; Nematoda; Chromadorea; Rhabditida; Rhabditidae
Source: the annotation of a GenBank genome assembly
AUGAAAUCGCUCAUCUUGGCUCUCUUCGUUUUGAUCUCGGCUCUUUUCGUCGUUUCUGAAGCCUUCCCACAACAAACAAGAUAUCGAAAAUCUCAGCCACGUAAGUUGGAAAGAUCCAAGCUUGGAGAAGAUCUGAUCAGAAUUUUGUGACGAAAAAAUACCCCACGCAAAUACCCUUAUCCUCACCUUACCCAAACAAAAAUAACAUAACAUAACAAUAACAAAUAUCAAAUUUCAUGAACUCUUUUUUUUGCAGAAGAGGCAAAUAUUCAACCAUUUAUCCGAUUCCGUAAAUCUGCUUCACCAGCUUCAGCAUCGAUGCCAAAUCAAGAAUAUUCUUCAGUUGGAGUUGGAGCACGGCCUAUUAUCUACUAUUAUCCAUCACAAUUUCAAUCGCCAUCAAUGGAUUUGGAAUAA